AUGCUGAACAGAUCUUUCAUUGCUUUUGUCAUUGCAGGUGCCCAUCAGCACAACUAUAACCAUGUGGCUCUAGGUAGCCCCACACGCACACCUAAGAAUGCUCACCGAUCAUUGAGACGUGAAAACAAUCGGAUAAGCGGCAUCCUGACCUCGCAGACGGAGCCCUACGACCUGUCAUUCUCGCGCUCCUUCCAGAGCCUGUCACACCUGCCGCCCUCCUAUGAGGCGGCCGUCAAAGCCGACCUCAGCCGGUUCUCGUCCCUGAAGAAACUCACGGCAGAUAAAGACGUGGAAGAGUACUACACCCGUAAGCGACACCUGCCCGACCUGACAGCAAGAAGCACUCUUCCAUUGCAUGUUCUCAAAAUGGGUCAGGAACAGCAUCGGGAACCGCAGCAGCAUCCAAGUCAACCCCCACAGUCCUCUAUCUCCCAAGCGCCCCCCCAGUCCCAGUCUUCACAGCAGCAGUCACAGCAAAGGCAGAGGCCCCGUCGUGUCCAGAGGGCCAUGUCCCAGGACCGAGUCCUCUCCCCGCAAAGCGCCCCGCACCCGGACUACAGCAUGGCUUCCAACGGCAUGUCCCCGUACGGAGGCAGGAUUCUCUCGGACGAACAGCUCCUAUCAGCCGAGCGUCUUCGGUCCCAGGAGCGCCUCCUGCCACAGGACCGCCACACGUCUCAAGAUCGCCUGUACUCCAAAGACCGGAUGUACUCCAAGGACCGACUCCUCUCGCAAGAGCACCUGUACUCGAAGGAGCGGCAUUACUCCCAAGAGCGCCUCUACUCACAAGAUCGGCUGUACUCACAAGACCGCCUCCUGUCCCAAGACCCCCUGCUCUCACCAGACAAGCUGGUGAUGUCGCUGAAGCGCGGCAUGGUCAGCAGCGUCUCCGGCGGCUUCCGCGGCAGCGACAAGUCCAUGUCGCGCGCCAUUUCCCACACGGACGUGUUUAUACCCACCACUCCCCUCAUGGAUCGAUACAAGAUGACCAAAAUGCACUCCCACCCGAGCGCCUCCAACAACGGAGGCGGAGGGGGCAGCGGUGGCGGUGGCGGCGGGCCGCCGGGAGCGGGGGUGGCCGUGCACUCCAACACGUUAGCCAUGAACCACACGGCUACUAAAAGGCAGGCCUUCGCCUCCAGACGGACUCACACCGUUGAGCAGCUCCACUACGUCCCGCAGCACCACCAGCAGCAGCAGCAGCAGCAGCCGCAGCACUACCGCACAGGCAGCAAGACUGAGGUGACUGUGUGA
Menidia menidia (Atlantic silverside) is the source of this 1254-nucleotide messenger RNA. The record is from the annotation of a GenBank genome assembly. Lineage: Eukaryota; Metazoa; Chordata; Actinopteri; Atheriniformes; Atherinopsidae.